AAAUCAGAAUUUGAAAUUUGUUUUGUUUUGGUCACAUUUAUCAAACUUCGAUUUGUUUAUUUCACGAAUCAAUGUUAAUAAACUAGUGAAAUAAUCUGAUAAGAUGGAGAGUUCUUUCUUUGAGUACCGUAAUGACACCGGAAAGGUGGGGUCCGAUUCCGAAGGGGUUAUCGACGACAGUGUUAUAGCUGACGAAUCCUUCAGGAUACUGAAAAGUGUGCCCCCGAGCGCGAAAAAGAAUCAAACAGUUUUCGUGGCUGAGUCUGAGGAAUCUAGUUCAGGAGAGGAGACAGAGAGUUAUGACGAGCAAGAGAUGGAUAAUAGCAAGUCCGUGGCUCGCAGGAGUAAUGCGGCCGGCCACCAUGUGGUCAGCAGCAGUGAUGAUGAUGCCAGCAAAAGAGGCAGCAUUAGGAAACAGUCUCCAUCAUCUCCCAACAAAGUACUCCUGAGCUCCAGUUCUGAUGAAGAUGAAGAAGUAUCACCAGAAUUAGUCCCCAGACGAAGACCACCACUGAGACAAAAGUCUCUGAACAGCACCGCAUCAGACUCCCCACUGAUCCGCAGAGUGAAGAAGCGAAUGAUCCUCACCGACUCAGAAACUGACAACUCUAUAAUCAUAGAGAAUGACAAGCAUACCAAACAGAUGUGCUUAAAAGACACUCCAGCUAAAAUUGACCCUGGUCCAUAUGGAAAGGAGAAUUUAAACCCUGUAGACAUGUCAAAUAUGUCCCUUGAUGACAGCAAAGUAACGAAUGAUGCUGAUGAUAGUAAAGUAACCAAUGAUAGUGACAAUGAAUCGGUAGCAUCAGAAGAUUCUAAGGCCAAAGAUGAUGAAAGUUCUGCAGAAGCUGAAAUAGAUGAUGAUGAUGAUGACGACGGUCCCAAUGAUGAAUCUAAAGCCAAAGUUGACGAAAGUUCAGGAGAAGCUGACGAAGAUGAUGAUGACGAUGAUGGUCCUGAUGAAGAUGAUGAUGAUGACGAUGGUCCUGAUGAAGAUGAGAUGGUGAUGUCAAGAGCGACGCGGAUGAGCAUCAUGGGAGUGGCUCCUCGCGAAGGCAGUGAUGACUCUGACUCCGACUUCAUAGUGUCUGAUGAGAGCAACAGAAAAUCCGCAGACACCAUCAACGGCUCCACAACCAGUCUGAACUUGCAAGACAACCCCGAGGCCCGGGAGACCAUGUCUCGCAACAGCAUAGCCGGGUCCAUCCAGAGCCUCGACUCCCUGCCUGAUGCCGGCAUCUCGCUGCACCACACUCCUCACAACACCAACAAACCACCUGAUGAAGAGGCAGAGGAACUCGAUGAUUCCAAGCUAUCAUGUUCUACCUUUGGUAGUCCUGUAAAGGAGGCUGAUGAAACAAAACAGAUUGACUUGACCCAAGACACUGUGGCCAAAGUAAAGAAGUCUAUUGUUCAAAAUGAAUCUAUAGAUUUGACGCUCAAUGAUCAUGAUUACGGUAGAGUGGGAAAGAGUGCGGUGUUGAAGAAAGUUGAUGAUGAUGACGAGGUAACGAUCAUUGACAGUAAGCCAGAGAUCAUAGCGCUUAGUAGUGAUGACGAAGAUGAGCCAAAACCGGAGAAGAAAUCGCCUUCAUCUACCAAAAGGAUCUCUAGUAUAAAGUCAGAGGACCCCGGUUCGUCAAAGGGUUCUAAAGAGAACACCCUGAGGCAGUAUCUGACCCCCGCCAGCUACCCCGGCCAGGGCGUCGUGUAUGUCAAGAAACACGUCCGGGAAAAUGAACUGGCUAAGCUGAAUGGGCUGAAGGAGGAUUUGAAGAAUGUUAGGUACCUGCUAGAGACCAUGGACCUGGAGUCGCUCGCGGACGGCGGGGUGAAGAUCAUCGAGCGUCUGUCGGCUCUGGAGGAGGCGGCGCGGCGGCAGGGGGACAAGGUGGCCAACAUGCUGCUGGAGCCAGAAAACCCAACGGCGCAGGACAUUGCCAAGGAUGGCUUCGAGCAGCAGGGGCUCACGUGGGACGACAUACAGAAGGCCAGCAACCAGGUGCAGCCACGACUGUUCGGGAAACAAGCGAUGUCAACCCACAUGGCCGAACGCAACUUAAUCCUUGACCGUCUCCGCGCGCUGCAUUCCGCCCUCGACUCCCGCCCGCCCGAGAGCGCCUCCCGCCCGCCCCCGCCCUCGCUGCGGGCCACGCUCAUGCCGCACCAGGCGCACGCGCUGGCCUGGCUCGCGUGGCGGGAGCAGCAGAAGCCCCGGGGCGGCAUACUCGCGGACGACAUGGGUCUCGGCAAGACGAUCACGAUGAUCGCGCUCGUGCUCACCGACAAGGAGACCUUGGACGAUGAUGAUGAAGAUGACGAGGACGAGGAAGACGAUGACCGGUGGAAGGGCAAGGGGAGCAGUAAAGCGGUCCAUGGAGGCACUCUCGUGGUAUGCUGUGCAUCACUCCUGCAGCAGUGGGCGGGCGAGGUGGCCCGCCACGUGGCCCCGCACGCGCUGACGGUGCACGUGCACCACGGGGCACAGAGGCACACGCAGCCCAGCCGCCUGGCCGGGUUCGACAUGGUGGUGACGACUUAUAAUAUACUGCAGAAGGAUAAUGAGAAGAACGGCGUGCUACUGCGCAUGCGCUGGCGCCGGGUCAUCCUCGACGAGGCGCACAUCGUCCGCAACCACAAGUCGGCGACGUCAGUGGCCGUCUGCACCCUGCGGGGGGCGCGGCGCUGGGCGCUCACCGGCACCCCCGUGCAGAAUAAGGACCUGGAUGUGUUUGCGCUGCUGAAGUUCCUGAAGCUGACGCCGUUUGAUGAGUUACCGAUGUGGAAGAAGUGGAUCGACAACAAGAGCGCGGGCGGGCAGGAGCGGCUCGCCACCAUCAUGCGCUGCGUCAUGCUGCGCCGCUGCAAGCAACAACUGCAGGCUAUGGGCCAGCUGCAGUGCCUGCCGGCGCGCGACGAGGUGCAGGUGGCGGUGACCCUGCAGCCCCCAGAGAUGAACGUCUACCAGAAGGUGCUGGUGUUCUCCAAGACUCUGUUCGCGCAGUUCCUGCAGCAGCGGGCGGAGAAGCAGGCGGACGGGGGCUUCGGACACGCCGCCUACGACCGCAUGCACAAGAAGAUGGUCGCCUUACAAGGAGGAAAGCCCGUGAAAUCCCACGAGAUCCUGGUGCUCCUACUGCGGCUGCGGCAGGUGUGCUGCCACUGCGGCCUCAUCGCCUCCAUGCUGGGCGGGGAGGACCUGGAGGACGCCGGGGGACCCCCUGAAGAUACCGGAGUAGACCUCUUGAAGGAGUUGAAUAAGCUGACGCUGGAUGAACAAAAGGACAAGAUCCCCGACGAAGAAACGGAGCCAGAGUUCAAUCUGGAGGGCACAACCGCGGCCGAGGCGAUCCGCUCAGUGCUGUCUCCAGGCAACCCCGUGUUCCAGCUCACCAGGCGCAGCUCCAAGAUAGAGGCCGUCAUGAAGACGCUGCAGGAAAAGGUCUUCGUUAAUAAAGGCGACAAAGCGGUGGUGGUGUCCCAGUGGACGUCAGUCCUGCGUCUCGUAGAACAAGAGCUAGACAAGCUGCAGGUGCAGAGCGUGACCUUGAGCGGCAGCGUGCCGGUCUCGGCCCGGACCGCGCUCAUCACGCAGCUCAAUGACCCCAAUUCGAAGGUCAAGGUGAUGCUCCUAUCCCUCUGCGCCGGCGGCGUCGGUCUGAACCUGUGCGGCGCCAACCACCUGCUGCUGCUGGACCCGCACUGGAACCCGCAGCUGGAGCAGCAGGCGCAGGACCGAAUAUACCGCGUGGGGCAGCGCAAGCACGUGCUCAUAUACAGGUUCAUGUGCGUGGAGACGGUCGAGCAGAGCAUCCGCAAGCUGCAGGAGAUGAAACUUCAGGUGGCCGAGAAUGUGCUGACCGGCGCGCGGCACAACGGCGCCAGCAAGCUCAGCAUUGAAGACUUGAAGAUGCUGUUUAAUAUGGGGCAGGCGUGAGACCCACUGGAGGGUUGAAGCUCUAGGACACAGAAUAAUAACUAUGCCUAGGCUAGUCAUUUAGUCGAGUGGAGAGUAAUUUAGUGACUUGCUAUUUGCUAAAGACACGUUUACGCCUAGUUUCACCAUACUCUGCUAGAUAAUUAACACACCUGUAAGUACACUGUAACUGUUAGUUACUGAAUUAGCCAAUAGCAAGUGAUGUAGUCACUAAAUGACUCUGCACACUAAUAAAUUAGUAGUCUAGUGCCUAGUCUUAGAUUGAAGCUGGAGAGAUUACAGUACAAAUGUAUAGUCGAGUAGAGCUCGUGAAAGAAGUCACAUUUGACAGAGUAAAAUGGAAGGCUCCGAUUCUACAUCGCACGACUUUUGAAUCUUGUUUAAAUUAGUCUGAAAUUGGGGAAUAGUU
This is a messenger RNA of Plutella xylostella (diamondback moth), 4346 nucleotides long. RefSeq names its product transcription termination factor lodestar (gene lds). Gene Ontology annotation, biological process: DNA repair. The record is from RefSeq and is a predicted model, not a curated record. Lineage: Eukaryota; Metazoa; Arthropoda; Insecta; Lepidoptera; Plutellidae. Gene Ontology annotation, molecular function: ATP binding; ATP-dependent activity, acting on DNA. Gene Ontology annotation, cellular component: nucleus.